AUGGUGAAAAUCAGAGGUGGAACAACAAUAGCAAUCAGCAGAACCGGUCUCAACAAAACCAAAGCCAACCUUACCGAGCACCUUAUCAAAGUUGAUCCAGCAAUGGUAGAUGUCAUUUCUGGUUUACCUUACCCCUCCUCCGUGAGGGAAGUCCGUUCAUUUCUGGGUCAUGUAGGUUUUUACCUGCGCUUUAUCAAGGACUUCAGUAAGGUAGCACUGCCUUUAUCUCGACUGCUGCAGAAGGAUGUUGAGUUUGAGCUAAGUGCACACUGCGUGAAAGCGUUUGAUAAGCUGAAGAUUGCCUUGACCCAAGCCCCUAUUGUGAGAGGCCCCGACUGGCGUCAACCGUUUGAGAUAAUGUGUGACACCUCCAAUUACGCAGUAGGAGUGACGCUGGCUUAG
Messenger RNA from Arachis duranensis, 402 nucleotides. RefSeq lists its product as uncharacterized. The transcript is spliced from 2 exons. Lineage: Eukaryota; Viridiplantae; Streptophyta; Magnoliopsida; Fabales; Fabaceae. Bases 1 to 402 code for a protein of 133 amino acids. The record is from RefSeq and is a predicted model, not a curated record.